Penicillium canariense is the source of this 1530-nucleotide messenger RNA. RefSeq lists its product as uncharacterized. Lineage: Eukaryota; Fungi; Ascomycota; Eurotiomycetes; Eurotiales; Aspergillaceae. The record is from RefSeq and is a predicted model, not a curated record. The transcript has a single exon. Bases 1 to 1530 code for a protein of 509 amino acids.
AUGGGAAACUUCAAGGACGGAUCGAUGGCCUGCGUUAAGGCAGCCAUGAUCUCUUACACGCAAGAGCUCAAGGGACACAAGGAAGAAUGCGCCAGGCUGCUGACAGAGCACGAACAAAACACACCAGACAUGAUCUGGAAGAAAAGUGACGAAGAAGGCAGAGCGCCCUUUUCUGCGGGAGACUCGGCGAAGUACAAGCUCGUCACAACGGUCACGUACGAGAACGGCAAACCUGUCUUCCCACCCAAAUUCACCCGUCUGAGCGACGAACUCGUCUACCUGGCCACUAAGUUCCUAAAGAUGACUGACCGUGCCAAUGGCUAUCCCUACGACUUCAACGACCGAGGCGAUAUCCGCGAGGAUCGUGUUCCGUCGGGACUCUCACCCAUUAUCUGGGCGCAUGGGCUCCCCUUCUUCCCUGUGUUCAAGGGCUACUACAUUCUCUGCGGGCGCAAGCAUGCGCGCUGGGUUGGCUGGCUUCUUCAUAAGAAGCAGCACAAGACCAUGCAGGCCUGCCCGAUGUGGACGAUCGGGCCCGUUGUGGCGCCCGGAGGAGCAGUUAACCUUGCGCGCACCGUGAACCGCCAGAUGCGUAUGCAUAUACCCAAGAGCGCUAAGGAUGUGGAUCGACGCUGGGAGAAGGCCGCGGGUGCGCGCGACAUCGUUUCGACGGCACACUAUCAACUUUCUGUGGUGCCGAGGACUCCGUCGACGGGCUUCGUUCUCAUGCCAAUCUAUCAGGUUGAAGGGUACCAUGUGCGAUGCGGCCCGAAUGCAAUUGACGGUGGGAAGGGAGUUGAAAUCGGACGGCGCACUCUAUCUGAUCACGGAGUGACCCAGUUCGACUAUGACGCGUCGUUGAAGAAGCCGUAUUCGAAUGAAGAGAACCCCGCGUUGUACCCAGAUGGCGACAGUGAAUGCACGGACUCGGAGGCCACGGAGUUGAUGAGUGACAUGGAGGAGGAUGAAGAUGGAUCGUUCGUCAACAAUUCAGAGGAAAGUGCUGAGACGGGUGAGAUUGUCGAGGAGCCUCCGAAGAAGAAGCUCAAGAAGAAUCUCGCUGCUUCUGUUGAGGACGGUAAUCAGCGUAUCCCGCGUCGGCAGACUACUCAGUAUUUCCGGAGUCCGCAGAUCAGCAACUGGAACGCAAAUACUCCCAUGACCUUUGAUGCUACUACGGCCAAGAAGCGUCUGAUGGAAAUCACGACUGCUGUCGGUGUGAAGUGCACCGCGGAUGACGAGAUCACCUCGGGCUCUAUGGUUACCAGAGACACCAAGACUGACUCGGAGGUCAAAACCACGGCUGCAAUUAUAAGCAGCGAUACUGUCGGUAAUAUCGCUGACAGUAAGGUAGCUCAUGGCGAGACCACUCAUUUUGAGGCGACGUCUAGGACGGAUACUCUUUUGAAGCGUGACAUGGAGAUCAAGUCCGCGGUGGAGGAUAUCAACAUGGUCAACAUGAGGGAAAUUCCUACCCUGGGAACCCCGUCCCCCGAGAACAAGGCCUUUGCUGGGUCUCCAAGAUGCUGA